Messenger RNA from Ctenopharyngodon idella (grass carp), 4143 nucleotides. It is a transcript of the gene stk17b, whose product is annotated as serine/threonine kinase 17b (apoptosis-inducing). The coding region runs from base 703 to 1767 and encodes 354 amino acids. Gene Ontology annotation, cellular component: nucleus. The record is from RefSeq and is a predicted model, not a curated record. Gene Ontology annotation, biological process: protein phosphorylation; positive regulation of apoptotic process; intracellular signal transduction. The transcript has 7 exons. NCBI's taxonomy places the organism in Eukaryota, Metazoa, Chordata, Actinopteri, Cypriniformes, Xenocyprididae. Gene Ontology annotation, molecular function: ATP binding; protein serine/threonine kinase activity.
GAGUUCUAACGGCCACGAUGAUGACGGUGGUGGUGACGUAGUGCCUCACUUCUCGUGUUGGCAUCUGAGCAGAAUUUGAAACUGAAGAACACCGGGGGGACAAGAGCUGAAUCACAGAAUCCAAAACCGACUUGCCUCAGCAUGAAUUAGCAAGAUAAGCGCGUUUACUCUCCGUUCAGCUUCAUUCAGAGUUUAUUACAGAUAGUUUGUCAGUUGAACUACAGCUGUUGUUCCCGUGAGAAGAGGAAGAGGGUGUCCGUUCUAACUUAGUGUCGUGAUUUUGUCCUGCGUGAAAGGAAGCGCUGUCCGUCGGUCGGUUUGUAUUUUGAACAAAAUGAGUCGAAUCUCUAUGUACAUUCGUUUAAAUAAAGGACAGAGUGUAAUCCAAGAGUUUUAGCGGAAUCUUUGAGGGCUAAAUGAGCUAAUCUGCGCUAGCUAGAGGCUCUUAGCAUCAGUUGUCGUGUUCAAACUCAACUGAACUCACUCCAGUUAAGCGAAUUUAUUUAUUGUCAACACUUUUUGCAUAACCGCGGCGCGAACUAAACUCUCGUUCUGAAGACGUUUCACCGUUUUCGGCGUGAACACCGUCAAGAGGCCGGUGGCAGUGGGUGUUUUUUCCUGGUGGUGACUCUGAACAUGAGCAGAGUGCUGGUUAAGUGAUAAUAGCAGUCUGUACUCUUCACUGGACACUCGCUGGUGGUGAUGGCCCGGAGGAGGCUGGACAGUCGCAGUGGAUCCUCGGCUCUGCUGUCAGAGAUCCACACUCCCGUCCACACGGAUCCUCUGGACGCCGUGUUUGACAUGAGCAACGAACUUGGCAGGGGGAAGUUUGCAGUGGUGAAGCGGUGUGUGGAAAAGGCCACAGGGAAAGUCUUCGCUGCAAAGUUCAUCAAGAAACGGCGACGAGGUCGCGACUGCAGGGCGGAGGUUGUUCAUGAGAUUGCCGUUCUAGAGGCAGCGAAGAACAACCCUCGUGUGGUGAACCUGCAUGCUGUAUAUGAGACCGAUCACGACCUCGUUCUAAUGCUGGAAUAUGCGGCAGGUGGAGAGAUAUUUGACCACUGUGUGUCAGAGGAGCUGCUUCCUGAAGGUCAGAUCACCCGUCUGAUCAGACAGAUGCUUGAAGGCGUUCACCUACUCCACCAGAGCAGCGUGGUCCACCUUGACCUGAAGCCCCAGAAUAUUCUCCUGACCAGUCUGAGCCCAAUGGGGGAUAUAAAGAUAGUGGAUUUUGGGUUGGCCCGCAAGUUGGGUUCUUCUGGGGAGCUCAGAGAGAUUCUGGGAACCCCUGAGUACGUAGCCCCUGAGAUCCUGAACUAUGAACCAAUCACCACAGCAACAGACCUCUGGAGUGUGGGUGUGAUCACCUAUAUGCUGGUGACAGGAGAGUCUCCCUUUGCUGGCGAGGAUAAACAGGAGACCUUCCUAAAUGUGUCCCAGGUGAACGUGGACUACAGCAGAGAGGCCUUCUCAAGGGUGUCUGAGUUGGCUGUCGACUUCAUCCAGAAACUGCUGGUCAAAGCACCAGAGGAUCGUCCCAGUGCAGCCGACUGCAUGACCCAUCCCUGGCUAUGGCUCCACUCUUCAGGUUUUGAUCCGAUCCCCAUGACCCCACGCACUCCCCGGGAAAGGAGUUUCGGGGGGAAGUGGUCCGCGCCACCCGAGGACCCUGAAGACAAAGAAAACAUUCUGGACUCGCCAUAUAUCAAGAGGUUUCGUUUUGAGGAGGACAUGUCAGCCACGGCCGACGGUGACCACUUAUGCUGAUCCUAAAGGGAAAUGCACUUGCACUGAAUAGCAUUGUCACAAUUUUGGUCCUUGAGUACAUUUCCCCACACGGCACCAGCAAACAUGCUACUUUUUCACCAUCCUUUGGUUGACCAAAGAUGAUCUUUUCACAAAAGGGCCAAAUCUGGUGUAAUAUUAAUACUAUAAUAGUAAGAAAUAUCUAUGUUGCUGUACUGUCUCAAGAUUUUUGUUUUUCCUGUCACAUUUGGAUUUUAAAUUAUUAAUUUGAAUAUAUUUUUAUUUUAAUUGCCAUUCAGUAUCAAUUUAAUGUUCUGCAGAUUUUAGCCCAUAUUAAUCUCGACGCUAAUUCCAUUAAAGCAACAAUAAGGGAUUUGAAAAAGACAGACACUUGAGAGCAGCAGGGCAUUCAGUGGUUUUUAAUUCUGCUUUAAUGAAGGACGAGAUUUGUUUAAGCAAACUAAUGUCAGUCUUUGUUCUCUGUGUCUCAAUGUCAGAGGGAGUUCUGUUUGUAUGAUUAGACCUUGUUCAUUCAAAAACACCUUGUUAGACUGUCUGUUAAAAAGGUUCAGUACAGGAAUGCCCUCGGUGUAUGGGUGUGUGUUUUGUCUUGCAUCUUCUCCUUUCGUGUGGUAUUGACACAUUAGUGGGCUUCGUAAAAAAAUAUGACUCAACACACACACACACACAACACACCCUGGAUUACACAAAUAUGUGUUUAUGAACUUCCUUCUAGAGGAUGACUAAAGAAAUGCAGGAAAGCACUUAAACCCUCUAUUGUAUGUGUUUGUUUGACUAAAAUAUGAGAAAAUAUUUGUAACAGCAUUAGAUUUAGUGAAUCAAAUGUAUCUAUUGAUUUUAAAAUGAUCCAUGUUUUUAAAUAUUUCUUUUUUUACUGCCAACGUAUUGUGUAAUAAACUGUUCCAUUCUAGCAUUACCCUAUGGCAGGCGCCUAAUAUCACAUUGCCUGUGAUGGCCUAUGAUAUACAUAAUCUUAAAAUUACAGUUUUUAUCUAUGCACCAAUCUGAGGUAACUCAGGGUUUUGUUACCUUUUUUGUACAGGUGUUUUUGAGCUAAUGCCAUUAACUGAUGGAGGUUUCAGUACUCGUUCAUUCUGAGCCUUAUUCUCAGGGUUAGCUGUAACUGCAGUUUACCGGUGUAUAUUUCUCGAGUGCCUUUGUGUGCAUUUUUUUCCUCUAUGCUUGAGCUGUACAGCCUCACUUGAUUUCAUGUAAUAUCAGUGCAGCACAUUUAUGUGGAUGUAUUAUUAUUAAUGUUUACCUUGUUUUAAUUGAGAUACUGGUACACCCUUUAAACUGAUUUCCUGGUGUGAAGUAAAUUAUUUGUGUGGACUCAUAUAUGCAAUGGGAUUUAGAAAGGAAAACAGUGUUAAAGUUAUAUUUAUGGUCUUUGUAUAUGUAGGGCAUGAAAACAUGGGUUAUUGAUGUUGGCUGUUAUUGAUGAAAUGAUAUGGUUAUGGUCGGAUAGUGAAGUAUGUUUGGUUGUAAUGAAAGUACAAAGUUUGAAUUCUGGAAUGAAGGCAAAUGAAUGUUAUUGUGAUGGAAAAUGGUUUGGACGAAAGAUUCAUCAGAAAGUGUGCAGUAAUGCAACAUAUGAGGGUUGGCGAAAUAAUAUAACUCGCACUGCUGAGGAUUUAUUGGUUUAAUAUAGUUGACCGCUUUUCUGAGUGGCUGUUAGAACUGGAAAUAUUAGUAUUGCAGAAUUCAGUCUUGAAGGUCGAGCCCUUCAGUUAUUGUUCUGUUUAAAGAGGUGUGAAGAGCUCAUGUGUGUUUGUGUGCUCAGGGCCUUACGGUUUCCCAGAGAUGUCACCAGUCUGCAAUCAUAAUAGAGCUAUUGUCUCCUAAGACGGGAGGCUCUUGUCACGGUCGUGUGCUCACUGUAUUCCGUCAUCUUAAAGGAAAACUUGAAUCUAUUCCUUGCCUGGGAAACAGCCUCAAUAAUGUUUAAGGGCCAUGAGGUAUUUGAAGCUUGAAUUCAGUAGAGAAUAGGCCAGGCUUUGGAGUGCAUUUCUGAGCUGUUACUGUGGUAUUUGCAGAAAGCUUGUGACAAACAUUGUAAAGACACUUUAAGGGAUAAACUUUGUUGAUUGUCUUACUAUCUUAGUCAAAACUUAUAAUGGAAGAUGCUUUAUUUCAUGAUGAAAACUGUGUAUUUUGAGUUAUAUGUACCAUAAUAAAUGACGUUCAAUUGAUUUACACAAAUUCUAAUAAAGCCAUUGAGAGGCUAGAGUUGUAAAGGAUGUACCCUUAAUAUAGAUUUUGUAUGUUGUUGAUUUAUGACCAAUAACAAACAUUUACAAUUUUGUUUUUAAAAUAUGUCCCUCAUGCUAUGACAUUGAUUUCCUGAAAUAAUAAAAAAGGAAAAUCUAAAAUUUA